AUGUCAAUCCCCUUCGCAUCAGAUCAUCCCAUGUUAAAGGUCAGCUUAACCUCAAUCUCAAACCUCGAGGUCAAAAACCUGAAACGAAGACUAACCUCCGAGCUAGAUUCAGUUCAUAGCUUAAUCGCACGGUUCGAUCCUCAUCCUCCCCAAGGCGGAAACAACAACAACAAGAAGAUGAAAAAAACAGGGUUUGGUUUGCAUGAUUACCAAAGUAUUGUUAAAGAGCCUAUGGAUUUGGGUACUGUGAAGGGUAAGUUAGGGAGAGGUUUGUAUGAGACUCCGUUGGAUUUUUCUGAUGAUGUUAGGCUUACUUUUAAGAAUGUUGUUUUGUAUAAUCCUGUUGGGCAUGAACGGAAUCUUAUGACGAAACCGUUGGUGGAGCCUGAGACUGUUACUAUGGAGAAGUUUGAAGGAGAUGAGGAGGCGCCUGUUGAUAUUAGGGACUUGACGAUGGAUGAGAAUUUGAGACUUAGUGAGGAGCUUCAGGAUUUGCCUUAUGAUAAACUAGAGACGGUUGUUCAGAUUGUGAAGAAGAGUAAGAUGAUGAGAUUGAGUUGGAUAUUGAUAGUCUUGGCAUCGAAACGCUUUGGGAGCUUUAUAGUUUUGUGA
Messenger RNA from Eruca vesicaria subsp. sativa (arugula), 612 nucleotides. NCBI's taxonomy places the organism in Eukaryota, Viridiplantae, Streptophyta, Magnoliopsida, Brassicales, Brassicaceae. The record is from the annotation of a GenBank genome assembly.